This is a messenger RNA of Colossoma macropomum (tambaqui), 1823 nucleotides long. Its product is annotated as UBA_like_SF and PTH2 domain-containing protein. Gene Ontology annotation, cellular component: cytosol; mitochondrion. The transcript has 7 exons. The record is from RefSeq and is a predicted model, not a curated record. Bases 329 to 883 code for a protein of 184 amino acids. Lineage: Eukaryota; Metazoa; Chordata; Actinopteri; Characiformes; Serrasalmidae. Gene Ontology annotation, molecular function: peptidyl-tRNA hydrolase activity; protein binding.
AACAGCGCCGUGUGACUUCACCACUAUGGAGUCUCUGCUGACGCGCAAUUGUAGGAAAAUAUGCCAGAGCUGGCGUAAAAACAGUUAAAUCAAACGCUGCAAAGCGAAAAAGAUAGAUGAUUAAUAAUUUUCCAGCUGAUUUUAUACGUCUUUGACAUUGAAAAAGGACACAGUCGCCUGCUGACGAGUGAAAAUACGUCCAGCGGCGCUCGCUUUGCUAACUUGCUCAGUGUUCGCUAACGUUAGCUGGUGUCUGGGCGCUGGCUAACGCUAACGCUACCGUUAGGUUAGCUUCUCCUCGCAGCAGCAGCAGCAGAGUAAUAACGUGAUGGAGUCUUCUGAGCAGUCUCCUCCAGAUUCUGGAGCUCAGGAAGUGAAUCCUGUGUUCCUGCAGCAGUUGAGAGAGCUGGACAUUCCAGAGGAGGCUGCCAAGCAGGCACUCCUACACACACGGAAUGUGUCUGCUGAGGAGGCGGCCAUGUAUUACUUCAACAAACUUGAGAAUGAGGAAGAAGGAGAUGAGGACAUGAUGUUCAAGAUGGUUUUUGUUGUAAACAUGGAGCUGUCCAUGGGAGUGGGGAAGGUGGCGGCGCAGGUGGGCCAUGCAGCUGUGGGUCUGUACCAGGCCAUGCAGGAGAAGAACACCUGGAGGGAGAUGGCAUGGAAAUGGGACCAUGCUGGGGCUAAGAAGGUUGUGCUACAGGGCACUAACAUGGCACACCUGUUGGAGUUGCAGGCUCUUGCUAUGAGUUUAAGCCUCCCUACAAAACUGAUACAGGACGCUGGACUCACCCAGGUGGAGCCAGGCUCUAGCACUGUGCUGGCCAUCAUGGGAGAGGAGGAGAUGGUCAACAAUGUCACAGGCAGUCUGAAACUGCUCUAAGCACUGAAGGAAAGAAGCAACUGUGGAAACACAGGUGUGUAAAGUAACACUGAGCGUCCACAGGGGGGCGGCAAAGCCCCACAGCAGCAAGGCUCUCAGCAUGUAAAAAAAAAAUUUAAAAAUCCCACAGAGCAAAUCCCAUAGCAUUCACAUACUCCUACUGACUUGCACUGACUCUCACUUACACACACACACAUACACACACAGAAUAACAAUGACAUCGGUUAAGGUGGGAGGAGGGCUGCACAUGUGGAUGGUUGCCUGGGUGCAUCAUUCCAGGCUGAUUUAACGUUUACAGUGUAUUCGCGUUCAUUAUGUUACGAAAGGAUCCCUGAUUCUGCAUUUAAAGGAAGGGAAAAUGUGUGAAGAUCAACAGUGAACAUAUCGGUAUGUGAUCAAAUGGGUAGGUGAUACCCAUCAUCCCCUCAUACAUUAAUAUUUAUCACUUAAGUUAGAUCCUAGUGUUUUGGUGAUUGUUGAACCAAAGUAGUCAUUGUAAAAGAGUUAAAUGAAAUGUAACACUACACAUAAAACAUCCUCUCUAGAUGUAAGAACUCCUGAAUUAUCUCCUUGGAAAGUUUACUGCUCAUCAGCAAUGGGCUUCCUUUGCUAUGAAUUGUGAUGUAUAAAUCUACGUAUGUAUAUAACUUUUAUGUAACUUAAAUGUACUGAUGUGAUACCCCUCCUGCCAAACAUUGUUAUGUAGAAAUAACUUGAAUGCAUACUGAUAUGGGAAAAACAAAAUCUCAAAGCCAUAUUGAUUGUGGAGUGCCAUUGUUAAUGUUUUCUGUUACUUUUUGACUGUUCUUUUUUUUUCUGCAUCUACAUAUUGUUGACUGUCAAUUCUGGGAUUAAGGAGGUUGGUCAUUUGCAAUAAUACUGACAUGCUAGUUGUCUUUUUUCUCAAUUAAAAUUUAAAUGUUUGUAGUGUUCAAGAUCA